This is a messenger RNA of Fusarium venenatum, 2187 nucleotides long. The record is from RefSeq and is a predicted model, not a curated record. NCBI's taxonomy places the organism in Eukaryota, Fungi, Ascomycota, Sordariomycetes, Hypocreales, Nectriaceae.
AUGUCCUCCAUCUCUGCCAACAGACGGCAAAAUCAUUCCCGCCGGUCAAAGUAUACUAGUGUUGCUUGCUUUGAAUGUCAACGGCGAAAGUCCAAGGAGAAACGACACCGUAGAACAGACAGAGAACCUUCUACAGUAGUUGGAGAAACGACACAAAACACAGCACCAUCCGGCACCUCAUCAUCAUCAUCAUCAUCAUCAGCCCCAUCAGCGAUACCUCAUCAUCCGAACCACAAAGUCAAAGACCACGAGUUUAAACCUAUGGAAACAGAAUUUACAACGUUUGAUUAUUCGAAUGAGCCCUCAACAACACCUCUGGCUUUCAAUUCGCAAUCUGCUACUCUGUCGGGAGAUCGGCUUCAACAACUUGAACUUGCAUUAAAACUCAUCUCCAACAUUAGUCCUCAUGCAUUAGGGGGCUCAUCUAGUUCAUGGAAUCUGAACCCUGGACUGAGUGCACCAAUUGAUGCAUCAACUAUUGUACCUAAUCCCUUUAUCCUCGAAGUUGCAGAACGCAUGCCUGACAACGUAUCUCUACCAUCUCUCCUCGCCGAAACUCGACGUCUACUCGGAGCAGAUCCUAGUACUGAUCAAAUGUAUUUAUCACGACCCGGCCGUCAACUAUCGCCUACAAUGGUCCAGCUACCGCGGAUGAGUGAUAUGCGCUGCCUAAUUGAUGUUUGCAGCCAACGACUCUCAAUGUACCUACCGAAAAUCGAAUAUGACGAGAGUAAAGCUAUUUUACCUGUUGCAACUAACAGCAAUGGAAUGAGGAACGUUUUGACAGAAUCGAAAGAUUUCUUGUUGUUUUCGCAGCUCUACCUCACCAUGACUAUUGGACAGUGUUUGCUAAGUCAAUCAUCUGGCCAAGACGUAUCGCAAGCCCGAUCGUUUUAUCAUCAGGGCCUAUCUCUCGUGAACCAGGUCCCCCCAAUCCCAGUUCACUGGCUUGGUCUAGCCAAAGUUCACUGUCUCCGCGCCGUCUACCUACUGCAGGCGGAUGAGUUACAGGCAGCGGUCCAGGCCAUCUCAUCUUCGAUCCAAUUCGCCUGGCAGUGCAAGCUCAACGAUCAAAACGCCUGGACCUCGUGCAAUCCCGAGGAACGUCGAUCGCGGAAGAGUCUGUGGUGGGCUAUCUAUCAUUUGGAACGACAGAUUUCUCAAAAAGUCGGUCAACCUUAUAGCAUCAAUGAUAAAGAUGUAGCCGUCCAUGAUCCUUUAUCCAGGGAACAGUUAGCACUCUGCCAGGACGUGGAAGUGUUGCCUGUUGGGAUUAGCCAGGAUGAGUUGUACCUCCAAAUGAGUGUGGAUAUCAGCCGGCUGCGGGGAAACAUCUGGGAUAAGUUCUUCCGUGCGGGGUGCAAGGCGUCAAAUAACGAUGAAGAAGUCGAGUUAAUGGGACUUCGAAUAUCAGACUUGCAUCGUAGCGUUCCUCAGGUCUUCCAAUGGUGUAACAGUGUCUUGGGUAACCAGGACAAGAAUUCUGAACCUGACUUGCAAAUCUCUCGAAGAAUGAUAAUUCAUACGCGAUAUACCGUUCUUCAACUGUUGGUGAGACAGAGCCCAAUGCGUACAGAACAAGUCAGUCUAGAACAGGCAAGGUUUUGCCAUGUUUUAGUCAGUGAAUUAGUGGAAAUUAUCACAGCAUUCAUUACCAACUACACACUGCCUCGGAUCAAAUCUUUGGCAUACUUUAUGUCAUCAACCCUGGUUGCGUGCUUUUACCACUUGGCAAGGAUAUUGCGGAAUCCACUCUGCGGCGCCGAGCGUCCGGCUACGACGAGAACGUUUUGGAAAGCGAUAGAAACCCUCAAGUUGCUCGCUACAACAGUGGAAACUGCCCAACGGGCUCUAUCGGUACUCCAAAAUCACACGUUAGCAGUUAUAGAUGACCAAUUUGUCAACAAUGUCGAGACAGCCAACUUUGCAAGACCCCAUGGAUAUGAGAACGACGCCAUACCCAUGACUGAGCAAUGGCCCAGCUUGUCACCGAGCAGCACCGGCUUGGCACAGUAUCUCGCAGGGUAUUAUCCUAAUACAGGGGCAAUGGAUGUUACUUCGCCAGUGGUUGAAACAACGUUAAACCCUGCCAAUUUUGGACAAGUAUCAACAAGCAGCUUGGCGAAUGGUACCGUUGAUACGGGGAAACCUCCAUGUCCCUAUUUUUACUUGCCAUACAUUGGCUAA